AUGACUGAUAAAGAACCUGUUCUAACAAGAACUGACUCUCAUAGUUCUCAAAUAACAACAUCAACAGGUGUUCAAGUCCAACAUGAAUUACAUGGUCAAAUAGCAGCAAUAAAUGAUCAUGAUCCUAAUGAACCCUAUAUUGACAUCACUGUUCAUUUAACUCCAAAAGAACAAAAACGUCGUUCAAAAUGGUGGUAUAAAACUGCUGCUUUCCUUUGGGAUUCUGCAGAUAAACAUCCAAAUGAACGAAGUUUUUUAUUUAAAUUAGAUUUUUUCCUUAUGAGUUCUGCAAUGUUGGGAUAUUUUAUCAAGACUUUAAAUCAAACAAAUAUUAGAACAGCAUAUGUUAAUGGUAUGAAAGAACAUUAUAACAUGUCUGGGAAUCAUUAUAAUUUAUUAAAUACAUUAUGGACCGUGGGGUAUAUCAUUGGUCAAGUUCCUUCAAAUUUAAUCUUACAUAGAAUCAGUGCAAGAUAUUAUUUAGCAGGUUUAGAAAUAACAUGGGCCAUCUUAACAGUUUUAAUGAUUUUACCAACAAAUAUGGCUGGAUUAUAUGCAAUUAGAUUUUUAAUUGGUCUUACUGAAGCUGGUUAUUUCCCUGGGUUAGAAUAUCUCUUAGGUUCAUGGUAUUCAUCAGCUGAAUUGAACAAAAGAUCAACUUUAUUCGCAUGUGCUGGUACUGCUGCUGGUCUUAUCUCUGGUCCUUUACAAGAAUCUGUAUUACAUGCUACAUUUACUCAAGGUUCCAAAUGGGCUCCAUUUCAAUGGAUGUUUAUAUUUGAUGCUGUUAUCUCUGCACCUGUUGGAUUCUAUACAUUAUUUGCAGAUCCAAAUACUCCAUCAACAACAUCUGCUUGGUUUUUCAGUGAACGUGAUGUUCUUGUUGCUUUGGAAAGAAGAAGAAGAAUUGGUGCUCAAUUAAAUACAAGAGAAUCUUAUACCUGGCCCAAGAUUAAAAGUUUUUUCAAUACAUGGCAUAUUUGGGUUUUCCCAUGGUUAUUUUUCUGUUUUAGAUUGGUUAAUGUUGCAAGUUCAUCCCAAGGGUUCCAAUUAUGGAUGAAGACUGAUUUAAAAUUAAGUAGUUAUCAAUAUAAUAUUUAUCCAACUGGGAUUGAUGGUGGUGGUAUUGGAUACGCUAUAGUUGCAGCAUAUAUUAAUGAUUAUCAUAAGAAUAGGUUAACAGUGUAUUUUUUGUUAUUUAUGUUUAUAUCAGGAGUUGUUAGUUAUGGAGGAUUAUCAUAUUGGAAUAUUAAUACUGGAUUUAAAUGGUUUUGUUUUUUCUUUUAUUCAAUUGCAAAUUCUCCUGGUCAAAGUAUGAUUUUCAGUUGGGUUAAUAAAAAUUUAGCUUAUGAUGAUAUGAAGAGAAAUUUCUUAGUUGUUAUAACAAAUGUUGUUAGUUAUAUAUUUACCGCGUGGAUUUCAUUAGUUGUCUUCAAUCAAGACGAUGCACCUGAGUUCCAAAAGGGGUAUAUUUUCGUUACUUGUAUCAGUGGGCUUGGUUUGAUCUUAACUGCGUUAUCAUGGGUAUUGUUGAAAAGAGAUGAUGUUAGAUAUUUGAAAGAACAUGGUCAUGCUAGAGAUAUUCAUGAUGGUAAUGCAGAAAUUAUUUUGGAUGAUGAGUCUACAAAUGCUGAUGAUUCGCAAGAAUUUGAAGAGAAGACAAAGAGGAAAUAG
This is a messenger RNA of Hansenula ciferrii, 1674 nucleotides long. Its product is annotated as putative transporter SEO1. Gene Ontology annotation, biological process: transmembrane transport. Lineage: Eukaryota; Fungi; Ascomycota; Saccharomycetes; Phaffomycetales; Wickerhamomycetaceae. Gene Ontology annotation, cellular component: membrane. The record is from RefSeq and is a predicted model, not a curated record. The transcript has a single exon. The coding region runs from base 1 to 1674 and encodes 557 amino acids. Gene Ontology annotation, molecular function: transmembrane transporter activity.